Molecule: messenger RNA, 4245 nt
Organism: Sesamum indicum (sesame)
Lineage: Eukaryota; Viridiplantae; Streptophyta; Magnoliopsida; Lamiales; Pedaliaceae
Product: auxin response factor 5
Biological process (GO): response to hormone; regulation of DNA-templated transcription
Cellular component (GO): nucleus
Molecular function (GO): DNA binding
Source: RefSeq, a predicted model, not a curated record
AUGUGUGCAAGCAAAGGUUGUCUAUGUGACUCUGUCCGACUCAUCUCUUUGCGAUGUCUGAAAACGAUUUUGUGUGGGAACAGUAUUGCUCUGCUUAUGUAAUUUCUCUCUUUUUCUUUUUCAAUUCUUGAGCUCACAAAAUUUUCAGCCUAAAGGUACAACAGAAUCAACUAUUUUCAGCAAGUUUGUGCGCAGGUUAAGAGCAUGCACACUCUGUGCCAGUUUUGAAGCAAUCCCACUAAUAAGAAAUCAGAGAUAUGGCAAAAACUCAAGAACAGUGAAAGAAUGAUGUAAAGGUAGAAGAGAGAGAGAAAAGAAAAAGGGCAAAAAAGAUCGAAGCUUUUGUUGUUGUGUUGAUUGAGAAAGACAAAGGUGAAGGCUUUUGUUAUCUCAAAGGCCAUUCUUUUCUAUUGAAAGGUCAAUUUCUUUUGAGAAGUAUAUCAAGAGAAAGGAGGGGGAAAAAGGGGGGAGAAACACUUGAUAAUCCAACCACUCAUGCUUUGGUCCGCGUGCUUUGAUGCCCCAAAACUGACCCCUCUAUGUUAUGUUGUGUGUAUGUAUGUGUGAUUUCUUUUACUUUUUUUCCCUUUUAGCUGUUGAUGGGUUGUGUUGUUGAUAGGGUGAGGAGAAGAGGAAGCCCCACUUAGAUUUUUCAGCUGCUUUUUGCAGUGUAUGUUUUGUUCCUUGGUUUUGGAUUUUUAGAGCAUGCUCUCUUUGAUUGGUUCCUCUCACUACUACUAGAUUCUCUGAACGUUUGUCUUGGCUCUAUUCUUCUCUCUCUCCAAGGAAAUACUGAUCAGUGGUUUCUUUAAGGUCCCUCUUUUACUGCUGGUGAGGAAUAUGUGAAUUUUCAUGAAGAUAUGUGUGUUCUUGUUUUUGGGUGGAAAGAUUCAAUCUUUCUGAAGCUUGAUACUUGGCUUCAUUGCUUGAUGCAAAAAAUGGGGUCUUGUGGGGUGAUUGUUGUAUUGAAGUAGAGAAAAGAAGACAUCAUAUUGAUACGUAUAUGCAUGGGUUCUGUUGAAGAAAAGCUGAAACCAGGCGGUUUGAUCAGUGGGGCUCAUAAUAUACUUGAAGGGAUGAAAUUGUUGAAAGAAAUGCAGGAUCAUACUGGGGUAAAGAAACAGAUAAAUUCCGAGUUGUGGCAUGCCUGUGCUGGUCCACUAGUGACCUUGCCUCAGGUUGGAAGCCUUGUGUACUACUUUCCACAAGGGCACAGUGAACAGGUUGCAGUUUCCACCAAUAGAACAGCAACAACACAAGUACCCAACUAUCCAAAUCUCCCCUCUCAGCUAUUGUGCCAAGUUCACAAUGUUACACUCCAUGCUGACAAAGAAACAGAUGAAAUCUAUGCUCAAAUGAGCCUGCAGCCUGUGAAUUCUGAAAAAGAUAUUUUUCCUAUACCCGACUUUGGGUUAAAGCAUAGUAAACAUCCAACAGAAUUCUUCUGCAAAACUUUGACUGCCAGUGAUACAAGCACGCAUGGUGGUUUCUCAGUUCCCCGGAGGGCUGCAGAAAAACUCUUCCCACAAUUAGAUUAUUCAACGCAGCCUCCAACUCAAGAACUAGUUGUUCGAGAUUUGCAUGAUAAUACAUGGGCUUUUCGUCAUAUAUACCGGGGGCAGCCAAAGCGGCACCUUCUUACAACUGGUUGGAGUAUGUUUGUUGGUGCAAAGCGGCUUAGAGCAGGGGAUGCAGUUCUGUUCAUCAGGGAUGAAAAGUCGCAAUUGAUGCUGGGAGUAAGGCGUGUUAACCGUCAGCAAACGACUUUGCCGUCUUCUGUUCUAUCUGCUGAUAGCAUGCACAUAGGAAUCCUUGCUGCUGCUGCUCAUGCUGCUGCUAAUAGAAGCCCAUUUACAAUCUUCUACAAUCCAAGGGCAUGCCCCUCAGAAUUUGUCAUUCCAUUGGCUAAAUAUAGAAAAGCUGUGUAUGGUACGCAACUCGCCAUUGGUAUGAGGUUCGGAAUGAUGUUCGAAACUGAAGAAUCCAGCAAACGCAGAUAUAUGGGCACUAUUAUAGGAAUAAGCGACGUAGAUCCGCUGAGAUGGCCCAACUCGAAGUGGCGUAGUCUUCAGGUAGAGUGGGAUGAGCCCGGCUGUAUUGAUAAGCAGAACAGAGUUAGCCCAUGGGAGAUUGAAACUCCUGAAAGUCUCUUCAUAUUUCCAUCUCUGGCUGCCACCCUGAAGCGCCCUUUCCACACUGCCUUCGUAGGUGCACAACCAGAAUGGGAAACAAUGUUAAAUAGGCCUUUCCUCCGAGUUCCAGACAAUUCACUAGGGGAUCUCCAGUGUCCCCCAAUAUCGAGCCUGUGGUCUGAGCAGUUAAUGAAGAUGCUUACAAAACCUCCUGGUCUGAUAGCUCCUGGCAGUAUUGCGUAUUCUAUGCAGGAAGUUAAGGAUGUUGUGCCACGAGAAGCAACAUCUGUGAUGCAACCGGCCAUGAAGCAGAGACCUGAGCUCAUUUUGCAGGAUGUGUAUCCACAGGGAGAAAGUAAUCUUCAAAGUGUUGCUGGCCAACCAAUUAUCACCAACCCACAUAUUUUAGCUGGUUCUGACUUGUCAAAACAAGAACCUGUACUUACUACUGAUCAGUUGAUCCAGUUUCAGUCAGAAAGCCAGCUCAAUGAAGAAAGAAUGCCUGUGAAGCCUCUGAAUCCACACAAUCUCAUCAAUGAUUUUGCAGUCACGAAUCAGCAUAAUGGCACAGUGUCAUUGCAAACAAGUUCAUGUAUCACACAAUCACGGUUGGACUCGCAUGCUUUACCAGCAGGGAAACUGACAUCUGCGGAAGCUGGUUCUGAAUUGUCAAAACAAGAACCUGUACUUGCUACAGAUCAGUUAAGUCAGUUUGAAUCGGAAAUGCAGCUCAACGAAAAAAGUAUGCCUGUAAGGCCCGUGAAUCCACAGAAUGUCAUCAAUGAUUUUGCAGUUACAAACCAGAAUAAUGGCAUGCCAGCUCUACAUACAAGUCCAUAUAUCUCACAUUCACGAUUGGACCCGCAUAUUCUUCAGACUCAACAAAUUGAUCCAUCCCAAGUAACAUCUGCUAGUGCCAACGACUUACCUCAAUAUUCCAGCCAGGUUGAGUUUAAUUCGUACUCGUCGAUAUACCCUCCACCGUCUGGAUCUCUUAGAAAUCCUAGACCUCCAUCCAUGCUUCAGAAAUCUGAUCAGUUGUCUACCUCUUCAGAUAUUGUUUAUCCUAUGCUGCCUUCAGUUGAGCAAGAGUUGUGGGAUCCUCAUUAUAACGAUGCAAAGUGUGUUUCCCAGACUAAUCUCCCUGUCCUAUUGCCUCAUCAGGACAUGUCUAACCUUCAAUAUAGUUCAUGUGGUCUGAAAGAUGUAUCAGAUGAAGAAAAUAACCAGAGUGACUUAUAUAGCUGUGUGAAUCUUGAUGGUAGUAACAGUGGAAGCACAGUAAUUGAUCCCUCUGUCUCGAGCACGAUUUUGGAUGAUUUUUGUACACUAAAGAAUGUUGAUUUCUCAAAUCCUUCUGAUUAUUUUGUUGGAAACUUCUGCUCAACCCAAGAUGUCCAAUCCCAGAUUACAUCAGCCAGCCUAGCAGAUUCCCAGAAUUUCUCCCUACAAGAAUAUGCGGACAACUCAGGAGGAGCAUCUUCAAGCAACAUCGAUUAUGAUGACAACAAUCUUUUGCAGCAGAGCUCAUUUCAGCAAGUAACUCCACGGUUCCGAACUUAUACCAAGAUUCAAAAGGCUGGAUCCGUUGGAAGAUCGAUCGAUGUCUCAGGAUUUAGAAAUUACAAAGAACUCCUUUCUGAGAUUGAAUGCAUGUUUGGUCUCACGGGCUUGCUCAACGACUCAGGUUCCGGAUGGAAGCUCGUCUACGUGGAUUUUGAAAAUGAUGUGCUUCUUGUUGGGGAUGAUCCUUGGGAGGAAUUUGUGGGCUGUGUAAGAUGCAUCAGGAUUUUAUCACCUUCUGAAGUUAAGCAGAUGGGUGAAGAGGGAAUGCAGCUCUUAAACUCUGUCGGUAUGCAAGGUGUUAACGGCUCAACUCUGGAAGUUGGUUGCGCUAAAGAUGGCUCUAACUGAUGCACAAAGUAACCCGUUUAUUGUGAAAACAGAGUAUCUGAUAUCUGCUGUCAUGCUUCUUAUCAAAUUCCACGGAGCUAUAUCAACAGAGAGCACAAAUCCAAAGUCCCCAGUACUAGAGAUUUUGUUUUAGCAUACAGUUCGCGAAGCUGCUAUGUUUGUAAUGUAAAACUCUUAAGAUAAAAGCACGUUUUUAGCA